Molecule: messenger RNA, 1786 nt
Organism: Daucus carota subsp. sativus
Lineage: Eukaryota; Viridiplantae; Streptophyta; Magnoliopsida; Apiales; Apiaceae
Product: cytochrome P450 CYP71D313
Exons: 2
Coding region: 103-1605 (500 amino acids)
Molecular function (GO): monooxygenase activity; heme binding; oxidoreductase activity, acting on paired donors, with incorporation or reduction of molecular oxygen
Source: RefSeq, a predicted model, not a curated record
AAGAACAUUACCACACAACCCUAUCUACCAGCUUAUAUAUUCUACCAAAACUACACUACUACUACAUUCUUAUUACACCUCUCAGCUGCUUCUCAAACAUACAUGGAGUUCAACUAUCCAACUCUUUUCAUCACCUUAGUAACCAUAAUUCUCAUCUUAUUCAAAAAAUCCAGAACCUCGAAACCCAAAAAUCUCCCUCCCGGGCCAUGGAAAUUGCCAAUCCUCGGAAACCUGCACCAAGUGAUCGGUCCAUUACCACAUAGAGGCUUCAAAGAGCUGGCCAAGAAACACGGACCAAUCAUGCAUCUGCAACUAGGCCAAGUAUCCCUUAUGGUGGUAUCGUCCUCGAAAGUGGCUGCAGAAGCACUGAAAACGAAUGAUAUUAGUCUCGCAGACAAGCCACAACAAUUGUUAACUGAGAUAAUAUUGGAAAAUUGCAGAGACUUUGUUUUUGCACGAUACGGUGACUAUUGGAGGCAAAUGCGCAAAAUAUGCACCCUAGAGAUGCUGAGUGUCAACAAAGUGAAGUCCUUUCGUUCCAUCCGAGAGGAUGAAUCGUGGCAUCUCAUUGACACGGUGCACAAGUCUCUGGGAUCACCGAUGAAUAUGAGUCACAUGUUUGCAGAGCUGUCGUAUAAUAUUACUUGUAGAGCGGCUAUUGGGAAGAGAGGUGACAAAGAGGUGAUCGAGAUGGUGGAAGAUAUAGCCUAUUGGGCUGCAGGCUUCUUUAUCAAUGACUUGUUUCCUUCGGUUAAGUUUCUAUCUGUGCUUAACGGGAUGAAGCCUGCAUUGAAGAAGAUUCGACGAAAGAUUGAUCAUAUUUUCAAGGAAAUCAUCGAUGAGCAUAAGGAAAAGCUGGCAAGAAGAGAGAAAGGAGUUGCGGUGGAUACACAAGAUGAAGAUCUUGUGGAUGUGCUUCUGAGAGUUAAUGAAACUCAGCGCCUUCAGUUCCCGAUCAACGAUAACGACAUCCAGGCUAUCACAUUGGAUAUGUUGACAGCGGGGACUGAUACUUCCUCAACUGUGCUGGAAUGGGCAAUGUCAGCCCUGAUGAAACACCCCCGGGUUAUGAACAAGGCUCAAGAAGAAGUUCGCGAAUUGCUAAAAGGAAAAGAGAAGGUCACAGAAACGGACAUCAUCGGGCAACUAAGCUACUUAAAGCUGGUGAUCAAAGAAACCCUGCGCUUGCACACACCCUUGCCUCUCUUAGUUGCUAGAGAAUGCAGAAAAGAAUGCGAGAUCGAAGGCUACACUAUUCCUGAGAAAACCAAACUUCUUGUCAAUGUUUGGGCAAUAGGAAGAGAUCCUGACCGUUGGGCGGAUGCUGAGAAGUUUGUUCCAGAGAGAUUUGAGAACAGUGGUAUGGAUUUUUCGGGAACAAAUUUUGAUUAUUUGCCAUUCGGGGCUGGGAGGAGAAUGUGUCCGGGGAUAAACUUUGGUGUGGCUGGUGUGGAGCUUCCUCUGGCUCAACUGCUCUAUCAUUUUGAUUGGAAAGUUCCGAAUGAUGGGAGACCUGAAGAUCUGAAUAUGGAGGAGUCGUUUGGGACUACUAAUAAGCGAAAGCAUAACUUGGUUUUGGUUCCCACCCUACCUCAGAAGGCUUGAUCACCAGCUAAGGGAAUAAGAUAAGUCAGGGAUUAAAGUUAUUUCCGACUUUAAGUUGUCGAAUGCCGUGUAUGUAACAAAUAAUAAGCUGUUUUUUUAAGUUAAAAAUAAGUCAAAAAUUUACUCAAAAGCCAAGUACCAGCGGGACAUGCUUUUUAUUGAAAAUUUUGUUAUGCUUUUA